CCAUGCAUCUGACAUGCUCCAACUUCACUCACAACUUCUUCCACCACUAUCACAAGUUCAGGUGCUGCAGUUGACGGAAACCAUGGCCAAGGACAUGACUCUGCUGUGGGGCUCCGGCUCUCCUCCCUGCUGGAGGAUCAUGAUCGUUUUGGAGGAGAAGAACCUGCAGGGCUACAACCAAAAACUGCUUUCGUUUGAGAAAAUGGAGCACAAGUCAAAGGAAGUCAUGGACAUGAAUCCCAGGGGACAGCUUCCUUCCUUCAAACAUAAAAACUAUGUCCUGAAUGAUUCCUACGCUGCCUGCAUGUACCUGGAGAGCCAGUUUUCCCAGGGAAACAAGCUGAUCCCUGACUGCCCAGCUGAGCAAGCAUUGAUGUACCAGCGCAUGUUUGAGUGUCCCGACUUCCACCAGAAAAUGGCGACUGUUAUCUACUACAACUGGAAGGUCCCGGAGGCAGAGAGACACGACUCUGCUGUGAAGAGAAACAGAGAGGCUCUGACUGCUGAGAUUAAGCUGUGGGAGGGAUACCUGGAGAAGGCAUCAGGCCCUUUCGUGGCAGGAAAGAACUUUUCACUGGCGGAUGUGAUGUUUUUUCCAAGCGUCGCUUAUCUCUACCGUUUUGGAUUUUGUGAAGCGCGUUACCCUAAACUGGCAGCAUACUACAACUCUCUGAAGGACAGACCCAGCAUCAAAGCCACCUGGCCUCCGACCUGGCUGGAGAGCCCACAGGGACAGGACCUACUGAAAGGCAUCUGAGAUUCAAAGGGACAUCAGCCGACACAAUGGAACUGUUUCUCUUGUGUAAUUUGGCACCACUCCUUGCAUUGCACUACUAUUUGCUGGCUGCAUUUAAAAAAAAUAAAAUAAAAAUAAAAUAAAAUAAAAAUGUAUUGCCAUUACUGUCGCUGUUGGUUCCUUUUACAUGAUGUGUUUGUGGCUUGAACCGCUGAUCAUUCUGGUUGUGCGCUAAACAAAACAUUAAUAAAAAAUAUAUAUAUUUUCA
Molecule: messenger RNA, 1004 nt
Organism: Cottoperca gobio
Lineage: Eukaryota; Metazoa; Chordata; Actinopteri; Perciformes; Bovichtidae
Product: glutathione S-transferase A-like
Exons: 6
Coding region: 14-757 (247 amino acids)
Biological process (GO): L-phenylalanine catabolic process; glutathione metabolic process
Cellular component (GO): mitochondrion
Molecular function (GO): maleylacetoacetate isomerase activity; glutathione transferase activity
Source: RefSeq, a predicted model, not a curated record